Messenger RNA from Solanum pennellii, 709 nucleotides. RefSeq lists its product as uncharacterized. The transcript has 2 exons. The record is from RefSeq and is a predicted model, not a curated record. Lineage: Eukaryota; Viridiplantae; Streptophyta; Magnoliopsida; Solanales; Solanaceae. The coding region runs from base 169 to 618 and encodes 149 amino acids.
UAAAUUCCCCUUUCUAUGUGCUCGUUUUCAUUUUCGUUUUCGUUCUCGUCCUAAUUCAUCUUAUUUUUCUCUUUUUUGUUUGAAAUAUUUCUACUUUCGAAUCUUAUUUUUUUUUAUUUAAAAUAUUUCUACUUUCGAACCUUAAAAAAGGAAAAUUAUAAGAAAAUAAUGUUAAACAAGUCCCCUAUUUUCUCCAUUGGAGAAUCUCAACAUUUCAACGAUGACGACUAUGGCUUCGAUACUCAAAUCGAUUGUUUCCAGAUUUUUAAAGAAUCAACGAAGAUUAAAAAACAUAGCCACCGGAAAAAAUGGUGGAAAAAUGCUCUGUUCUUCAUAAAGUGGAAAAAUACCAACGCCGGUGAUCUCAACUCCGGCAGUUUCCGCCGCCGGCGUUCUGUUUCCGGCCGAAUAACUUAUGGGCCUGUGUAUAUUACUGAGAGUAGAACUGGAUCGAGCUCAACUUGCCGGAAAACUCGCCGGCGGUUCUCCGGCCAACUCGCCGGAGUUAUGAUUCCGAGCAAGAAAAGUGAUUUGGGGAUGCCAUAUAUUAAUCUUAAGGAGUUCAACAUGGACCGAAUUUCGAGAAUUUCAGCUGCUCCCAUUUACUUGGUCACGUGAAGGACUAAUUUAGAUUCGUAUUGAAAAAUAUUUAAUAAUAUUUGUUUAAUUAAUCAGAAAAUAUAUUAUUUAUUAUUUUAUAAGUUGUGUA